Messenger RNA from Mugil cephalus (flathead mullet), 1886 nucleotides. RefSeq lists its product as uncharacterized. NCBI's taxonomy places the organism in Eukaryota, Metazoa, Chordata, Actinopteri, Mugiliformes, Mugilidae. The transcript is spliced from 3 exons. The coding region runs from base 325 to 1515 and encodes 396 amino acids. The record is from RefSeq and is a predicted model, not a curated record.
UAAAAGCAGAAGAAGAAGAAGAAGAAGAAGAAGACGAAGAAAGACGAAGAAGAAAAUAAGAAUGGGAGGAGGAAACAGAAGCAACAGUAACAGAUGCUGCAGGAUCAGCACCUUACAGGCUUCAAAUCAUAGCACUGGUCCAGAAAGUGGGUGCUGACUUCACUUCCUGUUCGUUUACAUACUCCAGUUCAGCGGCGCGUCCACCUUUUGUGUGUGUGCAAGUUCAGUUUGUGAACGUGACUGUACCUGCUGAGUGAAUUUCUUUCUAGUCUCAUGUGAGUGUGUGUGAGUGUGUGUGUCUGUCGCAUUCCCUCUCAGUCCACCAUGCCCCUCUAUUACUCAAUGCUCCAACUGACUCCAUCGAUGUGCCUGCGCCUCCUCUGCCUGCUGCUGCUCCUCAUUGACUCCUCCUACACAGUAUCCGCGAAGGAACCAGUAUUUGUGUCCACUCCCCUCACCUCAGUCAACACACCACAAGUUAACUGCUCCACUGAAUGUAAUAAUAAUAAUAAUACUGCUGUCGGGCAAGAUUCAAAAGCUAAGGAUUUCUCAACGACCAGAUCCAGUGGGAUGACAACAAACCUGCAACAAAAGACCUCUAUCCCUAACCUAAUCUCCAGUAAGCCUUCAGUUCCUGUCAUAUCAACCAAAUCUACCUUUGUAGAAAAACAAAAAAAAAAAACUGUACUAUCAAAAGUGAACUCUAAAAGCACACAGCAAGUUCAGUCCUCCCCUGACUCAUCGUCUUCCGUUCACCAUACCACUGCUAGCUACGCAUUAAGAAACUCCUUAACAACUCCACUUCCUCCUAAGCAGUCUGCAGCAAGACCACAUUCAUCCACAGCCUCAACAUCUAAUACAUCACCAGAGAGAGUCCGUCAGCCAACGUCAGUUCUUCCUUCUCGCACCACAGGCUUGCCCACUCAGUCUGCACAUACUGGAUCUAUUACUAGCACUGGUACUGUUACGACCCCUGCACAGUCUAGUUUGGAUGCAAACACAGUUGCUGUACCGGUGGCUUCUACAUCCACGACCAAACCACUAUCUACAGUAACAACUGAAACUGCACCAACCUCUAGAACAACCACAGAACCCUCCCACUCUCUCAAGGAAACGGCUAACACAACCACUGCUAUUAGUGCAAACACAGGUAGACAUCAAGUCAUGUCAACAUCAACAUCAGGUGCCACGCAACACUUAAGCACUGGGAUGCCACUGAGUAAGAUCACCUCUUUAACCCCAAAUGCUUCUUCCGUAACUACUACCAGUACUGUUACUUCCACCAAGCAUCUUACCUCUGCAACAAGGGUUGCUAUGGUAGAAGUGGCUGGGGGUGCAUUGACCACUCAGCUUGUGGAUACUUCAUCUUUACUAGCUGUAUUGCUCUUUGGUCUGCUUUUCUUAUUGGUCACUGUGGCUGUGCUUGUCAAACAGGUCUAUGAGAGUUACAGGAGAAAAGACUACACACAGGUUGACUAUUUGAUCAAUGGCAUGUAUACAGACUCUGGGGUGUGAGGGAUGAAGAGCACAACCCCACAAAGCUUGUUAUGAAGUCAGAGACUCUAAGAAGAUGAACUGCACAGUAUCACAGCGGUGUUGUGGGUUCACAGGAUAAACCAUUGCCACUGUUCAACGCCGAUAUCUUUCUUCCAUUUACAGUUCCACUUAAUGCUUUGUUCUUUCCUGGUUCCUUUUUUGGAUAUUUUGAAUGUGAGUUGUGUGGCUUAUCCCAUUUUUUUGCAAACAUUAGGCAAGAUCAUUUCUCGGACUGUUAUGCUUUUCAUGUUUUCAGAAAGUCAAUUUCUUAUGAACUUUUAAUUUGAAUGCAUCUUGCACAGUGUAAUGCUUUUUUGCACAUUGAAAAAUAAACCUAAACCCUAACGUCA